Molecule: messenger RNA, 3414 nt
Organism: Bombyx mori (domestic silkworm)
Lineage: Eukaryota; Metazoa; Arthropoda; Insecta; Lepidoptera; Bombycidae
Product: lactosylceramide 4-alpha-galactosyltransferase
Exons: 2
Coding region: 128-820 (230 amino acids)
Biological process (GO): glycosphingolipid biosynthetic process
Molecular function (GO): alpha-1,4-N-acetylgalactosaminyltransferase activity
Source: RefSeq, a predicted model, not a curated record
CCUGCUAUCAAUGCGAGCGGUAGAUAAGUGUGAAACUUAUCAAACCGACUCAGACACUCAUCAUCGAGCGCUAUCAUAUUUAGUUAGCGUAUAAAAACGACAUCAAAUACACGUGAAUUUAGCUAAAAUGUAUCCAGUGCGAGUGUUAAGGCGUUUUAACUGUUAUGUUAUAUCGUUAUUGUGCCUCGUUUGUGUGACUAUAGUCAUUUUACAUACGGAUUUCGCGCCGGAUUUAUAUUUCUUACAUUGGGAAUCGUUGGAGGACAAUUCGUGUCACUAUCAAGAUUCGAACGAUGAUCUUCCAGUGAUAAGUUCGAGCGUGGAGAUGCCUGAAAAGUCGAUUUUCUUCCACGAGACCUCUUGCAAGUCCGGACUGGAUUCACGGCAGGCUUGCGCCGUCGAAGCAGCGGCCAGAGCUCAUCCAAAAUGGCAGGUCAACGUUUUAAUUUCGGCGCCGAUUAAAGGAUACCAAAGAGGAGGCAGUUUGUCGGUACUUCGAAAAUUUCGUAACGUAAAAUUGUGGCGAUUGAAGAUAUGGGAAUACGCUAAAGGAACGCCGCUACAGGAUAUGGUGUUUAACGGUGCUUUGAACAGGACGCGCUGGAGAAUAUCGCACGCGUCAGAUUUACUCCGUUACCUGAGCUUGUAUAAGUACGGUGGGGUGUAUUUAGACUUGGAUACAGUGGUGGCGAAGGCUCUGGACCCCCUACCGAAGAACUGGUCAGCGAGGGAGAGCGAUGAGAAUGUAGCUUCUGGGAUCAUGUCUUUCUCGAGGGACCAUGUCGGUAGAAUGGUCGCCAAUGCUACCAUCAAGUUCUGAACAAUAACAUUCGGACCCCGAGCUGAGUCCGUGCUCGCUGCCCCUAAUGAAACCUUAUAGACAUCAGGGCAAUGAAUAAUCCUUCCUUCCUCAAAAAAAAAAAAAACAUUCAGUCCAUCACAUUCAGUAUAUCGAUCAACUUCAUCCGUUCGGUGGAAGACCUUCCCUUUUUUUGUCUUUACCCUCCAUAAUUUAACAAAAAGUUUGACAGAUGUCAAAAAAUCUGACCACCUGGGAUUUUUACUACUCUAUCUGAAACAUUAAAUUCAACAAAUAAUACUUAAUAGAGGUGUAUCCCACUAUCUAGUGCAAUCCAACACGGUAAGGCUAAUUAUCGUGGAAUAUUAAUGAUAUAAUAGCGUCGUUUAUGCAUUGAAAAAAUCGAUAUUGAAGUAAUCGAUAUUAAAUACUUUAUUAAAGUAACAGUUUCGCCUUAAUAGUUUGUAUAUAUCAAGUAUCUUUAAAAAAAAUAUUAUGAAGAAGAAAGCUUAAAGAAUAAGUAAGUGUGCCUAAAAAUCAAAUGACGUGUGGGACCAAGGAUGCGGGAGACCUUAAUCCUACGUUUGAAGGGCGGGGUAGCCGUUGUAACUAUACUGAGACCUUAGAACUGAUAUCUCAAGGUGGGUCGGGCAUUUACGUCGUAGAUUUCUAUGGGCUCCUGUAACCACUUAACACCAGGUGGGCUGUGAGCUCGUCCACCAAUCUAAGCAAUAAAAUAUUUAAAAAAAAAACGUCGCGAUUCCGCUUAUCAAUCAACUACAAUUAAUUAAGCGACAUUUCACUUAGUACGCGACAUUUAUCUUAGUAAUUAAAUGUGCAUUUUAUUUGGUCUUAGCAUCAACAGUGUGAUGUUUUUAAUUGAACUUCAAUUAAGUUUGCUCCAUUGAAAUAGCUGAAGCUUUUUUUUAUUGCUUAAUUGGGUGGACAAGCCCACCUAGUGUUAAGUGGUUACUGGAGCCCAUGGACAUCUACAACGUAAAUGCGCCACCCACCUUGAGAUAUAAGUUCUAAGGUCUGUGUAGCUACAACGGCUGACCCGCCCUUCAAACCGAAACGCAUUACUGCUUCACGGCAGAUAUAGGCAGGGUCGUGGUACCUACCCGUGCGGACUCAAGAGGUCCUACCACCAGUAAAGAAGUUUUUUUGUUAUGAUUUUUUUCCCAUAUUUUAAACUUUAAAUGACGCUUCUAUAAAGUUGCAAAAAUGUUGCUUAAACCAAAAAGCCUUUCACCCUUCGCUAGAUAAAUACUCCUUUCUGACAAUCAAUAAGCUAGAUAUAUCAGAUUUAGGCUGUACAAUCGUGUAUGACGUAUGAUAUAAUCGUAGAUAUACAACACUGUGUGUUACUGACGUCAAACGUUGCAUGUAGGCAAUCCGAUAACAAAAUUAUCUGAAAAAUUGAUAUGAAGAAUUUUAUAUAAGUUAAACGGUGGGUGGCGAUAGGCCGUGUUGUUAGUCCGCACGAAUAGGUACCACCACCCUACCUAUUUUUCCCGUGGGGCAGUUAUGCGGUUUCAUGCUGGCGGUCCGAAUAUUUUUUUGGCAUCUGAUGAGAGGGUCACCUAGUGCCAACGUUUAACACUCACGUCAUUUAGGAUCCUCCAGUGUGCUUAGUGCGAGUUUUUUAACGUUUUCGAUACCGUAAAAGUUAAUCAAAUUUUGUAUGCAGUUGGAACAGCGCCCCUAGCGGCAAACGUAGGCGAACGAUCCCAUUCCAUACAAAUAUGAGCUAACUUUUACGCUAUCGAGUACGUUAAAAACUCGCACUAAGCACUCCACUAACGAUGCUUUUAGGUACGUCAAGCACCGGUCAUCGUUCUCGUCGAACCCGUCGCUUGCGACGAAAGGCUCGGCGAGCAAAUUAACCCACAGACACCGCCCACUGAGUUUCUCGCCGGAUCUUCUUAGUGGGUCGCGUUUCCGAUCCGGUGGUAGAUUCUGCGAGGCACUGCUCUUGCUAGGGCUAGUGCUGGGAGCCUUGAGUUAGGAAAUAAUGCAAGCAUACUGAACGAAUAACGGAUAGCCAGAAACGGUUCUGAAAUCGGCGCGUAUUUUCAAUGCUUGACUUUGACAUUCAGUGUCUUUAGUGUCAACGUUAGGUACAGGUUAGGUAUUCAAGUUGAAGUAAAUGAUUUGAAAUCUAAGCAUAACGCGACUGUUUUACUUAUUAAAAUCAUUCAAUUAUUACAUUUUUUAUAAAAAUAAAAUCGAUGGUAUCAUGCCAAGUUAGUUUAGCAGAUUUCAAGAGGAGGUUUUCAAUUCGGACCGUAUAUUUUUAUUUUUUAUUAUUGCUUUUCAAAUCCAUUUCUGACCACAAAUUCUAGACUUCAGUAACAUGACGUCCACAUGAGCUUUUUAGCCAUGUUGUUAAUUUAAUACGGGUAUUUAGUGACACCAAAUACUCCUCAACCGAAUGUUAUUCAAUUUGAAAUUGUUAUUAAAAAAAAAACCUUUUUUCAUAAUCUCGAAUACAAGGCUGAAUUUUUUUGUAAUUUAGCGAAAUAAAAUGUAUUUUAAUUAUAAGAUGAAAAUUCUCUAUGUACUUAAAUAAUUACCUGCCAUUUUCGUAAUAAAGAUUUUGAAAAUUACUUAAU